AUGAGACUUCAUCGAUGGAAGAGCCGUUGGACCUUUCCUGCUCUGCCCAAGCCCCCCUCAGUCCCCAUGCGUGGUCUGGAGGGUCUAGAGACCCGACCUUCACCUUACAGAUGGAGUCUGAGAGUGAGGAUGAGACUUCAUCGAUGGAAGAGCCAUUGGACCUUUCCUGCUGUGCCUCAGCCCCCCUCCCCUACAGUCCACAACCUUUAUAUCCUCCGCUGUGCUCCCCACCCCUGUACAUGGAUGUGCCCACAGGAGCACAUUCCCCGGGGCCAGUCAUGGAGGACCACCCCCCUUCUGCCCCUGGCAGCACCCCUCCUCCAGAACUGA
Staurois parvus is the source of this 330-nucleotide messenger RNA. The record is from the annotation of a GenBank genome assembly. Lineage: Eukaryota; Metazoa; Chordata; Amphibia; Anura; Ranidae.